AUGGCAAAAAUACUAGUGGCAAUGAGUCUGACAACAAGGCAAAACAAUUAACAAAUCACACAGUUAAGUCGGUCAAAUAUUUAAUACCCGAUUUCCAAAGUAAAUGGGACUCAACUUGACACUCAGCUUUGUACAAACACCUGCCUGUAGAUGGCUGUAGUGCGCAAACCUGGGUGCCAUGCUUCGUUAAACACGAAGAAGAAGAUGAUGAUGAAGGCCGUUUAGUUGAUCAAGAUGGCGGCAUUCGGCGCAGAUCGGUGGCUGAAUGAUUUACCAAAUCACACUAUUUUCAAGAAGGUACGAGAGAGGCUGGACUCAGAGUCCGGGACAAAUGAAAAAGGAACCGCAAAAAAUCUCACGUUUUGUCUGGGUGGAGACUUUUUCCUUUGGGACGACGCUGAAGGCGUGUUUUACACCACCAACCUACGGCAGUUGAACUCCGCUGAGCCUGAAAGCAGCGGGAAGUACCAGACAUUACAGUGCAUCAACCCCCCUCUGUUCCAGGUCUGCCAGGUGCUACUAAGCCCCACACAGCACCAUGUCGCGCUGGUCGGGUUGAGGGGGGUUUCGGUUCUGGAGCUCCCUCAGCGGUGGGGAAAGAGGUCUGAGUUCGAGGGGGGACGGGACACGAUAAACUGCAAGACCACCCCGGUGGCGGAGCGCUUCUUCACCAGCUCACCGUCGGUGAACCUGCGACAGGCGGCUUGGUACCCGAGCGAGACUGACGAGCCCCAUCUGGUAAUGCUCUCAUCCGACAACACCAUUAGAUUUUACGGGCUGAGGUCGCCUCAGACCCCCGCCAAAGUGCUGCCCGUGUCGCAGUCGGAGGAUGAAACCAGCCUCCACCCACCGGUGCGUUCUUACGCAGCGUCUCUGGGAGAAAUAGCUGUUGCCUUUGAUUUUGGGUCGGUUUCUUCCCCCCAUCGGCAUCUGGCAGCACAGGGCUCCAAAGACCGGCCCGUUUAUCCUCUCUACAUCCUCUAUGAAAACGGGGAAACCUACGUGAGCUACACCAGCCAGACAAACGGCCUUUGCGUGAGUAAACCAUUCGGACCCCUCCCCAUGUAUCCUGCUGCGGAGGAUAACUACGGCUACGACGCUUGCGCCAUUCUGUGCCUACCGUGCAUCCCUAGCAUCCUGGUGAUCGCGACAGAGACGGGGACGCUGUAUCACUGCGUAGUGCUGGAGUCUGAGGAGGAGGAGGAGGCUGGAGCGAUGGAGAAGUGGAUCAGAGGCUCAAAGGCAGUCCCAUCUCUCUAUGUGUUUGAAUGCAUUGAGCUGGAACUCACACUCAAAGUGGCAACAGAAGAAGACGAGCCUCAGGAGUUUGAUUUCACUUGUCCCAUCAGGCUGCACAGAGACCCCCUGUGUCAGCAGAGGUACCACUGCACCCAUGAGGCAGGAGUGCACAGUGUGGGGCUCAUAUGGCUCAACAAGCUGCAGAAGUUUCUCCAGUCCAAUGAGGAGGACAAGGACAAUCUGCAGGAACUGGCUGCUGAGAAGCGCUGCAUUGUGGAGCACAUUCUCUGCACCAGACCUCUGCUUAGCAGCCAGUCGGCUCCAGUUCAUGGCUUCUUAAUCAUGUCUGACCUUUCUCUGGGAGCCACCAUGAUCUGCAUCACAGCCAGCUACGAGUGCAUCAUGUUGCCACUGCUGAGCUCCAUUCGCCCUCCCUCUCCUCCACUGCUUUGUUCCCAUCCAGGUCCCGGCUCUGCCAGCUCACCUCUCCGUGGCCUGGCCAAUGAUUCCUUCGAGCAGCACAUCCGCAGCAUCCUGGCACGAAGCUCCACCAAUCCCAUUGUGCUCAAGGCUGGCGACAAAGAGGCUUCCCCGCCACCGGCCGAGUGCCUGCAGCUCCUCAGUAGAGCCACACAGGUGUUCCGUGAGGAAUACGUUAUGAAGCAGGAUAUGGCCCGCGAAGAGAUGCAGAGGAGGGUGAAACUCCUGACGGGUCAGAAGAGCAAGCAGGUGGAGGAGCUGGCUCUGUGCAGGGAGGAGAAGAAGAGUUUGACAGAAGCGGCAGAGAGGUUGGCAGACAAGUACGAAGAUGCCAAGUAUCGGCAGGAGGCUCUCAUGAACAGGGUGAAAAAAGUGCUGUCCAGCCUUCGGAGCCAACUGCCCAUUCUGUCCAACAGCGAGAAGGACAUGAAGAAGGAGCUGCAGAGCAUCAACGAUCAGCUUAAACACCUGGACAACUGCAUCAGGCAGGUGAACAUGAAGAUGGAGUACCAGAAGAAGCAAGUGGACAAGGACAUGUCUUCCUCCAGGACGACGGUCCCGCUCAACGCUCAGCAGAAGAAGGUGGUCCAAGAUGUCCUUAGAGAGCAGGGACAACAGAUCGGAGACAUGAUGAAGCAGAUCAAAGACAUUAAAAAUCACUUCAGUUUCUAAACUCUGCAGAAGGUCCCAACAUGUUUAAUUUUUUUGUCUUCAGCCACUUAACAAAUUUGCCUUUUUGUCAUUUAUUGAAAAGUUGUUUAAGCGAAUUCACCAGAAAAUUCUAACCGUAUGUGUGCCAUCGUUGUUCAUUCCAAUCAAUGUGGAAGUGCAGAAAAAGAUCUGUAAAUAGAUUAACACUCAAAGAAAAAAUACUAUUUUUGAUGUGAUUUGUCAACUUUUAGAAUAAAGCAAAUAAACUUCCA
This is a messenger RNA of Girardinichthys multiradiatus, 2642 nucleotides long. It is a transcript of the gene nup88, whose product is annotated as nucleoporin 88. The record is from RefSeq and is a predicted model, not a curated record. The transcript has a single exon. Gene Ontology annotation, molecular function: protein binding; structural constituent of nuclear pore. The coding region runs from base 235 to 2391 and encodes 718 amino acids. Gene Ontology annotation, cellular component: nuclear pore. NCBI's taxonomy places the organism in Eukaryota, Metazoa, Chordata, Actinopteri, Cyprinodontiformes, Goodeidae. Gene Ontology annotation, biological process: mRNA export from nucleus; ribosomal large subunit export from nucleus; protein import into nucleus.